AUGCACCCGACUACGGCGGUUUUGUUAUUUCUAGCUACGGUCGAUUGUCAACCUCCUGGAAAUAUUUUUCAUCUUGGAUUUUUACAUUGUGAUGUACUUCAAAAAAAUGUGGAAGGAAGCAGUCCUUAUAUCAGUUACCGAACAUCAGCCAGUGCUGCGAGCAUUGCCAUAGACAGAAUUAAAAGAGAGAAUCGUCUUACUGGAUAUGAUUUCAAAUUUACCAUAUUAUAUGAUCAAUGUGACGAAAAUCUUGCUGCUGGAAAUGCAAUUAAACUGUUCAGGGAUUAUAAUUAUUGUUUUAUUUCAGCAGCAAUUCCAGUUUUCACUUUGGCCACUUACUACAAUACACCAAUUGUCACUUGGGGUAUGACAUCCUCAGCUACUCUCGAUGAUGCUUCCAGAUACCCAACCGCUGGAAUAAUCUCCAUUGGAUCGAGAAGGCAUAGGUACUUCAGUUUGGCUGUAACUUUCCGUGAAGUGAUGUUGGAAUAUGGAUGGGAUCAGUUUGUUUAUGCGUAUUCUUUGGAAGGAGAUGAUGAGAAAUGUGAAACAAUGAGGGAUGAUUUCCAAAAUAUGAUUGCAUACUAUGGAGAUAUUGUUCUCUCUUACACAAUACAGAUUAUGGAUCACAGUGAGGCAGGAUUGUUGGCUGUUUUGAAAGAUGUUUCUACCCGGGGAAGAAUAAUUGUUCCAUGUUUUCACGAAGGAAACACUAGAGGUCUUCAUAGAAGAUGGAUGCUUGUGGCAGCUAGAAAUGGAUUUGUCACUGAUGAAUACGUUUACAUUAUUCCGUCUUUAAGAUCUAAAGGAUACGCUAUUCAACAAGAUGAUGGAUCUUAUAGAUACCCGUGGGUGGACAGUACCGGACCUCAACCAAGCGAUCAUGAAGCCAUUCCCGGGUUUCAAAGAUCAAUAUUUAUUGUUGAUAUGCAAGGACAAGGAAAAAUUGGUUCAAAUUAUUCAGUGUUUGAGGAUGAAGUCAUUCGAAGAAUGAAGCAACCACCUUACAACUGUACUGAAGCUUGUUCUGCUCAGGAAUAUCAACAUGCAGCAACUUAUGCUGGUCAGUUGCAUGACGCUGUCUAUCUUUAUGGAUUGGCUAUGGAGAGAGUUCUCAUAACUGCUCCAACUCAAUACAGAAAUGGAACUCAGUUUGGUUUCUUGGAAAACAUUUUUUCCGGGCAUCAUAAUUUAGGUGUCGGAGGUCCAAUUGUAAUUGAUGACAGUGGGGGUCGUAGUCCAACUCUUUUUGUGUUGACUCUUGAUGCAAACAAUACUUCUUCCAUUAUAAUGACUGUCGAUGUUGACCAACAAUCAGCCGAAGUCACGAAACUUUAUUCGAAUGAAGCCACUGCAGUGUGGUAUCACCGGAAAGGAAUCAGACCUCCAGAUGAACCUGUUUGUGGAUAUACUGGGUCAAAAUGCCCUGCAAAUGUGUUCUAUGAGAACAUGGGAUGGUUUAUUGCUGCCAUUAUUGUAAUUUUGCUCACGAUUCUCGGUGCAAUUCUAGCAUUUGUCUAUCUUUUCUAUGCCAAACGACAAGAAGUUGAAAGACAGAAUGCUCUUUGGCAGAUUCCAUACAAAUCAAUGAUGACGGUUGCAAAAAAAGGAAAAGGAGAACACAGUAUGAGGAGUAUCAGCAGCGUUCCAAGUACAAUAUCUUCAACCCGAUCAUCCACACUUUCGGAAGUUGGAGAAACUAGAAAUUAUUUAUUUUUUCAAAUACAGAAUGAGGUUGAAAUUGAGAAAGUGGCUGCCAGAAAAUACACAAUUCGGACGUUAUUCGAUAAUAAAAUUUGCGCCAAUAUGAGACAGAUGAGAUUGAUUGAUCAUUCAAACUUGAAUAAGUUUAUUGGAAUGUCUCUGGAUGCACCUCAACUACUAUCAGUAUGGAGAUUCUGUUCGAGAGGUUCUCUUGCAGAUGUAAUCAGAAAGGCGAGUCUUCAAAUGGAUGGGUUCUUCAUUUAUUCUUUGAUGAAAGAUAUUGUGAAUGGAUUAACAUGGAUCCAUGAUUCAUCUCAUGAGUACCAUGGAAUGCUUACUUCUAAGAAUUGUCUUCUAAAUGACAGAUGGCAACUGAAAAUUACUGAUUUCGGACUGAGAAACUUCAGAACCCAUGAUCAGUAUACGAAAAUGGGUGAGCUACUGGAAAUAUUGUAUUUCUCAGAGGUUUUUAAAUUUUCAGACCGCUUGUGGACGGCUCCUGAACUCUUAAGAAAUGAUGAUAUAAUGGGAAGUCGAGAAGGAGAUGUUUAUAGUUUGGGGAUCAUCAGUGCUGAGUUGAUAACCAGAAGUUCAGUUUUUGAUUUAGAAAAUCGGAAGGAAGACGCAGAAGAGAUAGUCUAUAUGUUGAAGAAAGGAGGAUUACAGUCACCUCGCCCACAUUUGGAUCAUGAUGAAUCAAUAGAAAUCAAUCCAGGAUUGCUGCAUCUUGUGAGAGAUUGUUGGACAGAAAGACCUUCUGAGCGUCCUGAUAUUAAGCAAGUGGCAUCUCAGUUGAGAAGUAUGAACACAAAUCGGAAUGAUAAUUUGAUGGAUCACGUCUUCAAUGUUCUGGAAUCGUAUGCUUCCACAUUGGAAGACGAAGUUGCUGAAAGAAUGAAAGAAUUGGUUGAAGAAAAGAAGAAAAGUGAUGUUUUGUUGUAUCGAAUGCUUCCUAAACAAGUAGCCGAUAAACUGAAACUCGGACAGACUGUGGAACCAGAAACAUUUGACGUCGUCACUCUUUUCUUCUCCGAUGUCGUCAGUUUCACCACUCUCGCGGGAAAAUGUACUCCUCUUCAAGUUGUGAAUCUUCUCAAUGGUCUGUAUACUAUCUUUGAUGGGAUCAUUGAACAACACGAUGUGUAUAAAGUGGAGACAAUCGGUGACGGCUACUUUGUUGCAUCUGGAGUUCCACGUCGUAAUGGGAAUGAGCACACAAGAAACAUUGCAAGCAUGUCUUUGUGCUUUGUAAAGUCUCUGGCGGAUUUUAAUAUUCCUCAUUUGCCCGGCGAGAAGAUUAAUAUCCGAGUUGGAUUUCAUUGUGGAUCAGUAGUUGCUGGUGUAGUUGGUCUCACAAUGCCUAGAUAUUGUCUCUUUGGAGAUGCUGUAAAUACAGCAAGUCGAAUGGAAAGUAACUCAAAGCCGUCAUGUUCCAAUUUUUCAGCUGGCCAUGUUCACAUUUCGGACGAAGCAAACAGAAUGCUGAUGACUCUCGGUGGAUUCACUACAGAGACACGUGGAGAAGUCAUAAUUAAAGGAAAAGGUGUCAUGACAACGUACUGGUUGCUCAAAAUGGACGAGUCAGCCGCCCCGAAAAAUCUGAAGAAAUAA
Molecule: messenger RNA, 3315 nt
Organism: Caenorhabditis briggsae
Lineage: Eukaryota; Metazoa; Nematoda; Chromadorea; Rhabditida; Rhabditidae
Gene: Cbr-gcy-6
Product: Protein CBR-GCY-6
Exons: 18
Coding region: 1-3315 (1104 amino acids)
Biological process (GO): receptor guanylyl cyclase signaling pathway; intracellular signal transduction; protein phosphorylation
Molecular function (GO): peptide receptor activity; ATP binding; protein kinase activity
Source: RefSeq, a predicted model, not a curated record